UCUGUUUUCUACUGAAGUGGCUUAAAAAAAAAAGAAAAAAAAAAAGAAAACCUGUUCCAAGCCUAAAGUUUCAUGCACACAUUUGUUUUCAUGCAGAAUAGAGAGGAGUAAAAACUCUCCAAGUCCUUACGUUACAAUUCUGUCCCAUGGUGCGGUCAGCUGGCUGAACGAGGAGGUGGUCGUCGCCAACUGUAAGAUGCGUGUUUACAGAUUCCCCUUUGACAUCCAGAGCUGCACCAUCACCUUCAAGUCCCAAUCCUAUGACGAUAAUGAGCUACAGAUUGCUGAUCGCAAAAAAACAAAUGAGACUGAAAAUCAGUUCCAGACCCAAGAUGAGUGGGUGUUGAAGAACUUCACGUGGAACAAAGGAACUGCUGAAAAUGUAAAGAAGCAAACAACGCUCAUUUUCACUAUCACAAUGCAGAGGUGGUCCGCUCUCUACAUCGCCAACUUCCUGUUUCCCGUCCUCUUCUUCUUGAGUCUGGACUUGGCCUCCUUCCUGAUUUCAGACACUGGAGGACAGAAGCUCGGCUUCAAGAUCACUGUGCUGCUCGCCGUCACGGUGAUGCAGCUUCUUCUCAACGAAAUUCUGCCCGGCUCAUCCGACAAGAUCCCUCUCAUAGCCAUCUUCUGCAUUGGGAUUUUCACACUGAUGCUGCUCAGCGUGCUGGAGACCAUUCUGGUGAUGAAUCUGAUCGACAGAGACGCCUCAUCACAAGAGGAGACGGAACAAAAUAUGAAGAAGAAACGAGAAAACAAACUGUUCUGCUUCGGUUCAUCCAAGGAUGAUGAUUCGGCUGGGAAAACACCGUUUGUGAUCAAUGAGCUCUUCAGAGACGAACAGGCAGAAGAGUCCAUCAAUCUGAAAAUGGUCUUAGAAGAGCUGAAAGAAGUUCUCCUCAACCACAGGAAGGACGAGGAGAAGGAAGGCUACUGGACCAAAAUGGCUAAAAGGAUCGACAAGAUUUUCACUGCGUUUUAUUUUUCAUCAGUCGUUCUGUUUUUACU
Austrofundulus limnaeus is the source of this 1008-nucleotide messenger RNA. Its product is annotated as 5-hydroxytryptamine receptor 3A. Gene Ontology annotation, biological process: monoatomic ion transmembrane transport. Gene Ontology annotation, cellular component: membrane. The record is from RefSeq and is a predicted model, not a curated record. Lineage: Eukaryota; Metazoa; Chordata; Actinopteri; Cyprinodontiformes; Rivulidae. Gene Ontology annotation, molecular function: transmembrane signaling receptor activity; extracellular ligand-gated monoatomic ion channel activity.